GAGGGAUAGGUCUGGUCGACCGUGGCUGCAGCUCCAGACGCGCAGUCGGAGCUCGGCGAAGGGGCUGCUGCUGCGAGCACUGUGCGCAUGCCACUUUCAGCGCUCAACGUGUGGCGCGCUUGCGUCACGCUGUCCCUCCUCAGGACGACGCUCGCGCAGGAAAGGCGGUCAAACGGAGCGCUGGAUGACCUGGAGAAGCUUGACGACUUAUUAAGAACCUAUGACCGGCGUGCCCUUCCCACGACACACUUGGGAACGCCAACAAAAGUGGCUUGCGAAAUCUACAUACGCAGCUUCGGGUCCAUAAAUCCAGCCACAAUGGACUAUGAGGUUGAUCUUUAUUUGCGGCAGACUUGGCAAGAUGAUCGCUUGACGAGCCCCAACGUAUCCAGGCCCCUGGAUCUCAAUGAUCCAAAGCUGGUGCAGCGUAUAUGGAAACCAGAAGUAUUCUUCGCAAAUGCCAAACACGCAGAGUUCCAAUAUGUCACAGUACCUAAUGUACUGGUCCGCGUUAACCCGAACGGAAAGAUUCUAUACAUGCUCAGGCUCAAGCUAAGGUUUGCAUGUAUGAUGGAUUUAUAUCGCUUUCCUAUGGACUCCCAAGUUUGCAGCAUCGAACUCGCCUCAUUCUCGAAAACAACCGAAGAACUGCAUCUGGAGUGGUCUGAUACCAAUCCGAUAAUACUAUUCGAAGGCCUGAAGUUACCACAGUUCGAGAUUCAGAAUAUAAAUACGUCAAUCUGCAUGGAGAAAUUUCACAUCGGGGAGUACAGCUGCCUGAAGGCCGACUUCCACUUGCAGCGGUCACUGGGCUACCACAUGGUGCAGUCGUAUCUGCCUACAGUGCUCAUAGUGGUCAUCUCGUGGGUGUCCUUCUGGCUCGACGUUGAGUCCAUUCCGGCGCGCACCACACUGGGCGUCACGACGCUGCUCACUAUUUCUUCCAAGGGCUCCGGGAUACAGUCCAACUUGCCUCCGGUCUCAUACGUGAAGGCAAUCGAUGUGUGGAUGGGAGCCUGCACGGGCUUCGUGUUCUCGGCGCUACUGGAGUUCACCGUUGUCAGCUGCCUGGCCAGGAUGCAGGCACGAGACAAGGAGUCAAGUAUGGUUACAACAAAGCACGGAGUGGCGAUUGUCAACGCUGUUCCUGAAAACCAGGCGUCGGUUCCGUGCACUGUCCGGGCGAAAACUAUUGACCAGGUCUGCCGCGUAGCGUUUCCGGCCAUCUUCCUUGUCUUUAACGCCAUUUACUGGCCGUACUUUAUGUGCUUUACAGAGUAGAACAUCACCGAACAACGCAAUAGUUCUGCGGAAAACGUGUCCGUAUAACGUGUCUUGAGGCUCAUUGUCACGUAUUUAUACCGGCAUGAAAGGUAGGUAAAGGGAGCGUUCGUUAAAUCAACCAAUAUAGCGUCCUCAGACAAUUACGCACACUAGUUUAGAGCAGCCAGUCGCAUUUCCUUUACUACUAUCGAGUGAGUUUGGACUAAGUCAUGAGUUCAUUCCCUUCGGUACCUUCUGUCAACUGUCUCAGGGAAGGAUAGGUUGGUGCUUCGAGCUCUUUAGCGCAUGUGAACUCAGUUGGGAUGCUUAGGUACGCGCAGUGACCGUGAAGCUCUAUAAUGUUUUUUGGAGUAGUAAUGAAAGCGGCACUGACGGUCUAUAAAUUUGAUGGCAUGAGGAAGUGCUCUGAUGACUAUAAAAUGCACAACGGCUUUAUUGUGGAAUAUGGCGCGUUCUUUUUUUUUUCUAAUGUAGGAAGGAUAGAAUAUAAGUUGCAAGAAGCAGAUACUUAAAAUCCUAAACCCGCGCCGCCAUGUAGAUGUCUGAUUUAGAAGAUAUCGUUGCACUGCAUCACAAGCGGUAGCAUACAACAAAUUUAAGCGCUUCUAUAGGAUAUAGAAAUAUUGAGUAUUACUUGGUUAAUGCGGGAAUCGUAAUUGUUAAAUGUAUUUUCGAUUAACGAUUGGGACUUUCACUGUUUGAAUACAGACUUUGUUGUGCCUUUGUGUAAUGUUACGAAAAGAAAGAAAAUCUGAAAAGAAUAGCAUCUACGUUUUCAAUACCAGCCAUUCUAGUCCAGAAGGCAAGCCUGCUGCAAAAUCCGAAAGCGAAAUUAAUUUAUGUUAAAUAUAACAUGGCGGUCAUUUGCCCGAACUUUGUGACGACAAUUGACAGCCUCAACUAAUCUGCGUAUUCCAUUUUUUCGAUGCCAUCUAAGUCAUUUUCAGGUGUUCAAAGUUUUAAGGAAUAAGCUAUGCUUAAGCUACAAUUGAUCGUUAACGAAGUGCCAGCGCGAAGAUUUGCGAGUUGGAUUUCGUAUAUAUGAGUGUUCUUUAUACACCCUGUCACUACCUUUUUCGAGGCGAUGAGCCGAGAAUUCAGAAAACGUGAAAUUUUUUUUUUUUGUGUAUACUGCAUGCUGAAGACAUCAAUGACCCCGUUAAAAAUGUCUGUAUGAAUACUGUUGCUAUUUAUGGUAAUUUUGAAAUCGUUUAAUAUAUGCUAUGUUACGUGAUAAAGUAUCGAUGGCUAUACAUUAUCAACCUCCCAUUAACUUGAUCAAUCUAAUCGUCCAGACAUCUAAUGUCCGAGGAACUUCAGGUUUAUUAACUGUAGAUUAAAACUCUUAUGUAUAUAACGGGACGGAAUGCAAGAGCUCGUCAUAUUUCAUGCAAUUUCAUUAGAUGCAGGGAUGUUUUCGAUGGAGGUCAUUCGUCUCCUGAAAAGAAAAAUUGACAUCCACCCGUAUGUAGGACGAAGCUAUGAAGGAAACCCAUCUGGGUGCCCUUUGUAGCUUCAUUUUUGUCCGAGAUAAGGUUGAUAUCUUCAUAUCUGUACUAGAAUGAGUAAAACUGAACUAGGUCUGAAAAACUUGGGUUUUCUUAUCGCACUACCGUCAUUGAAGUGCUCAGUACUAGGUCUUGGUGAAACACGUGACUAAAAUUUGUAAGUUUUAGAAUGAAUCUUUGCAUUAUGAAAGAAACGAGCAGAAGAGAUAUGGCUAACUUUAUUUGCUGUUUUAGCCCAUUAUUCUCUUACUAGAGAUUUAUGGGUGACAACAGAAUUCUCAGAAUAGUGCAUUCUCUUAAAAUAACUUGACAUGGUGUGGUAAUUUCCCUAAAUCUCAUCUAGGUAGAUUCUUUAUUUAUGUAAUUUGAGGGGACAUACCCAUGAAAACAAAAAGACGACGGUCACUUGUGGUUAUUGAAGUCCUUCCUGCCACUGUUGGCUGAAAUGUAUUUGUAUGUUUUUUGGUCAGUCACUGUGUCCCGAAGCUUCUCCGUGCUGAAGCUUAAGUGAGUCUAUGCUGUUCAACACCAUUGUAUAUUUUUGUAAUAAAAUAGUUUAUUAAAUGGC
Dermacentor andersoni is the source of this 3360-nucleotide messenger RNA. Its product is annotated as glycine receptor subunit alphaZ1-like. Gene Ontology annotation, molecular function: extracellular ligand-gated monoatomic ion channel activity; transmembrane signaling receptor activity. The record is from RefSeq and is a predicted model, not a curated record. Gene Ontology annotation, biological process: monoatomic ion transmembrane transport. Gene Ontology annotation, cellular component: membrane. Lineage: Eukaryota; Metazoa; Arthropoda; Arachnida; Ixodida; Ixodidae.